AUGAGUAAAGUCCAAAAGGUGAUUCCUGCAAGAAUUCAUGUUUCAGAAAUGACAAUCAACGAAAUGCAAACUACAUACGAUCUCGAUGAAGAUGUCUUUGUUGAAACCACGCAAUAUUUGAUAAAAUGGGAAGGCUUUGGCUCAGAAGAUAACUCAUGGGAAGAUGAAGGAAAUGUGAAGUAUUGGAAUCAAAAGUCAACCCCAAGAAAUAAGGUUAAAGUUCCUAAUAAAAAAAACCAAAAUAUUGCAAACUCACCUGUUGAUGUUUCUAAUGAUGCACUAAAUUCAACUCGAUUUGCUUGUAAUGUGUCAACACGGACUCGUGGUACAUCAAGAUCUCAAGAUAAUGAUCGUGUCGAUACCAUUAAUAAUGUUUAUAUUGAAGGUUGUUGGGAAAAUCUUGCAACAAUCUCUGACGUUUUUUUCGAUUAUUCUGCUAGUCAACUAUUGAUGCUAUUAAUUUGGAACGAUGGUACUAGGAGCUAUCACACAGCUCAAGAAGUACAUCAGAAAUGUCCUCGUCAGUUGAUUAAAUUCUACGAAAGCAAUUUACAAUUUGAAAAUAGUCUACAAGAAGCGGAUUGA
This is a messenger RNA of Dentiscutata erythropus, 585 nucleotides long. NCBI's taxonomy places the organism in Eukaryota, Fungi, Glomeromycota, Glomeromycetes, Diversisporales, Gigasporaceae. The record is from the annotation of a GenBank genome assembly.